Molecule: messenger RNA, 291 nt
Organism: Adineta ricciae
Lineage: Eukaryota; Metazoa; Rotifera; Eurotatoria; Adinetida; Adinetidae
Source: the annotation of a GenBank genome assembly
AUGCGUUCUAGUCAACAGAGUCUUAACAAACGUUCAUUACAUGGAGGUGUUGGUGACCUCAAAUAUGAUCAGCGCGAAAGUCCAUAUUAUACAUCCACUCAUGGAGGUGACGCGAGACUUUGCCACUGUAAUUGCAAGGCUCCUCAAUCUAUCCACAAAGUCACUUACCAUCAAUUUGAUGAUCAUGAGAUGGUUCUAUGUAUGUGUCCAAAUGUAGUUAUGAGCGCUACAUAUAUGAUCGAAAUGAUGGGCUGCGUCCCCAUGCCAUUCGACGAUACAAUAAAACAAUGA